Molecule: messenger RNA, 1341 nt
Organism: Seminavis robusta
Lineage: Eukaryota; Bacillariophyta; Bacillariophyceae; Naviculales; Naviculaceae
Source: the annotation of a GenBank genome assembly
AUGGUAGCCGUAUCAAAGCUCGUGAAUCGGAUGUCAAGCCGCAAGGCCACAAAGGCCGACCAUGACACUCCUAACAGGGAUCGCAGCCGGGAUGAGAAGGCAAGCAAGGAAGGGAAACGAAGAAGCAGCAGCAAGACUUUCAAGUCGCGUAGAUCCAGCACAAGCACCACUUUUUCCUCCGGCACUGGAACCCCAAACGAGCGAAUUAUUGAAAAGUACGCGGCUAGGGUGAAUGCUCACAAAUGCUCUGCCAAGGACUUGGUCAAGUUCUAUACCAGCAAAGAUGUACUGAUCAAGUACGAUGACUUGGCUCCCAUGACUGCCAUGGCUCUUCAAACGGAGAUUGUGAAUCUGACCAAGAGCUUUAAGGAUUUCAAGUUCAGCUAUGGUUACAUCCGGGAGGUCAAACCUGGCUUAGUAUUGAUGGAGGACCUCUACGUCGCAGGGACUCACAAUGGGGAGCCAUACAAGUUUGAACAAUUCCCAGCCAUUGCAGCCACUGGAAAGCGUGUGGAGCUGGAGGAAAGAGUCUGGUUUACCAUGGAGGCACCACUGCAAGAGGAGCGACUAAAAAGCAAAAAGGAGAGAAAGAGCAAGAAGGAUAGAUUGGGAAAUACAUCCAAGGUUUCUGUUGGUGCAAGAACAAGAACUGACACUUCCAUCCCGGUGGAAGUAACUGAAACAUCCAUCCCAGUCAACGAGAAUGAGCAGAAUAUCCAGGAUUUCAUUGCCAAGGUCAAUGAACAUGCAUCUGUAGAAGAGCUGCUGCAGUUCUAUGCAAAUGAUGAGGUUCCCAUCUGCCGCAAUGAAAUGGCUCCCUUUACUGCCAUGGCAAAGAAUUCAGAUAUUGUCAUCCUCUGCAAGAGCUUCACCAAUUUCAAAUUCAGCUAUGACUCUGUCAAGGAAAUUAAACCUGGCGUCGUACUGGUAGACGAGUUGGUGGUGUCAGGAACCCACAACGGGAAGCCUUACACGUUUGGUGGAUUCCCACCAAUUCAGUCCACCGACAAGCAUGUUGUGUUGGACCCAGAGAGAGUCAUAUUUACAAUGAAGAAUGGGAAGAUCAUCAAGGAGGUUGUCAAAACUACUUCUGGCAACCUGACAGGCGCUGCACAAUUCUAUGUUGCCAUCGGUGGACGGCUGGAAACCCCUUGCAUUCUUGAUUCUCAGGAAACUUCGACUAUUAUUUCCUCCUCCCUCGAAGAAUCAUCCACGGUCCGUAGGUUGGCUGCGGGGCAACGAAACAUGGAGGUAUUGGCGAGCCAAUGGCUACAAAACGUAGCUUGGUUGCUACCUGCCACAAUGUCGUGUCUUCUUUUCAUUAUGGCAUUGUACCAAUAA